CCUACAACGAUUUUUGAAAGAAAAACAAUGUAUCAUUCAGAUCGUGAAUAAAGAUGAAUUGUGCUGUGCCAGAGCCAUCGUUACGGCCAAAGCUCGACUCGACAAACACGAAAAGUGGGAUGCCAUCCGCAAGGGAUACAAGCUGCAGAAGAUACUCGCUGAGGAACUGCAUUGCAAUGCGGGGGUACCGUUGACGAAAUGCGGGCUCGAGGAAAUUAAACAAUUUCAACGCCUUGUCGGCAGUUAUCAGAUCGUAGUCGCGUCCAAAUAUUACGCAAAUACUGUCGUCUACAAAGUUCCCUCUGCCAAUCAACAGAUUUAGCUUUAUCAUCAUGAUGGACACUAUGAUGUCAUCAUCAGCAUGCCUGCAUUCCUCAACAGAAGUUAUUUCUGCGUGGGAUGUCUGAAAGGUCACGAGCAUCCCGAAGACCAUAGAUGUCAAGGUUCAUGUAAGCUUUGUUUCAGCCCACCUGUGAAGAAGGCGAGUUAGUAUAUUGCCGAGACUGCAAUAGAUACUUCAGAUGUGACUUGUGCUACAAAACUCACCUGAAACGGAACACUGGCGGUGUGUCAGUGUGCAAGUCUCACUUCAGGUGCCAAGAUUGCGGAAGGGUACUGCAAAGUAUGCCGAGAAUUUGUUCUUCCCGGACAUCUGUGUUAUAUGCGACCGGUCGACAAAACUAAAGACAAACCCGACAAUAAUUGCAGUCUAAUGGCUGAAGAAAUGGAGGAGGCACAUGCCAUGAAAGACGAUGCCGAAUAUUGUGAAGAUGACGUCAAAAGUUAUAUCUUCUUUGAUUUCGAAUGCAUGCAAGAAUCGGGUGUCCACGAUCCAAAUCUCUGCAAAAUGUAUGCUCCUAAUGCUUGAGCGAAGAACAAUUGGCAUCAUGCACACGGUGUGAGCAGUGCGAGCUACUUGUCGCUGGGCCCACCACAAGGCAGGAUUUUUGCCAUUGGCUCUUUAGCGAAGAGAACGCUGGUUCCAUUGUCCUCUGUCACAAUUUCAAAGGAUACGACUCAUAUUUUAUUCUGCGGUAUUUACACGACAAUGCCGUCCUACCUGAGGUUAUGUUGAAUGGAGCCAAGGUAAUGAGCAUCACGGUACCCGCCACCGAUAUGAAUUUCAACGACUCCUUCAACUUCCUCCCUAUGGCCCUCUCCAAAUUUCCGGGUGCUUUCGGUUUGAAGGAACUGGCCAAGGGAUACUUCCCUCAUUUCUUCAACACCUGGGCCAUUUAGCAUGCUGUACUCUCUCACCUCCCCGAGAUGCAUUACUACAAUCCCGAUUCCAUGAAGCCCACAGAGAGACAGGCCUUCGUUCAGUGGUACCGGGAACAUAGGAAUGACCACUUUGACUUCCAGAAAGAAAUCGUCAAAUACUGUCGUUCUGACGUGGACAUACUCCGUCGGUGUUGUCUCAGCUUUAGAUCCCUUUUCAUGAACAUGACUGCUGACGAGUCAGCCCCCGGUAUAGACCCGUUUCGCCAUUGCAUUACAGUCGCUUCCGCUUGCAACUUGGUAUAUCGCACUAAGUAUUUGGCUCCGGACACCAUCAUCCAUUUUCAGGGAUAUCUUUCCAACGAUCGCCAGUCGGUCGAGGCUCUCAAGUGGCUCAAAUGGGUGGCCCAUCAGACUGGUCACCUCGUCCAACAUGCCGCCAACAACGGUGAGAAACACAUUGGUCCCUACAAGGCCGAUGGCUACUACGAGUCAAAUGGAGUAAAAACCGCGCUCGAAUUUCACGGUUGUCUUCAUAACAGUCAUACUUGCCUUACUCGGGACACUAAGCAUCCUCUCAACGGCCUCACGAUGGAAAAGCUUUACCAGAAGACCACCGACAAACGUCAAUACAUUAUGGGAUGUGGGUACAACCUCACCGAAAAUUGGAAUGCGAGUUCGAUACAGAACUUUCGCUGAACACAGACAUGAACACAUUUGUGUCCUCGCUAGAGAUUCAGACACCUCUUAUUCCACGUGAUGCUUUCUGCGGAGGUCGCACUAAUGCCACUCGACUGCAGAACGAAGCAGGGCCCAAUGAGAAGAUCAAGUACGUUGACUUUACCUCCUUGUACCCCUACGUCUAUAAAUAUGGAAAAUAUCCAAUUGGCCAUCCCACUGUCAUCACCAAAAAUUUCGAUGAUGUCAGCGAGUACGAGGGGCUGAUUAAAUGCAAGGUUCUUCCACCUAGAGGCUUGUAUCACCCCGUCAUUCCGUACGAAGCAUCGGGUCGUUCGAUGUUCGCCAAGUGCGCCGAAACCCUUUAACAGUCUCACUGUGUCAGCACAGCGACGACGACCGUUCCCUCGUCGGUAAGGGGGUCACUCUGGAGUUGCAGAAGGCGCUGGAUAAAGGCUACACGCUGGUGAAAAUCUACGAGGUCUGGCAUUUUGAUGAAGUCGCUCAUUACGAUCCAGACACCAAAGAGGGUGGGCUCUUUGCAGACUACGUGAAUGCUUUCCUCAAGAUGAAACAGGAGGCGAGUGACUGGCCUGUCUGGUGUCAGAUGGACGAGCAGAAACACCAAUACAUCGAGCGGUAUUUUGACAAGGAGGGAUCCAGCUCGAGUGGGGCAACAUUAAGAAGAACCCGGAAUUGAGGGCCAUAACAAAACUGAUGCUUAACAGUUUCUAGGAGAAGUUUGGACAACGACCCAACAUGGCAAAGACUUCGUACUUGAAGGACCCAACCGAAUACCUCGACAUGAUGACGCGUGAUGACAUCGAAGUUCAAAGCGCUAACUUUGUCAACGAGGAGAUGGUCGAGGUGCAGUGGCAACACACGGAGGACUUUGUGGAGCCGUCAGGAAGGACCAACGUAAUACUAGCUGCAUACACGACUUGUCAAGCUCGUCUGAAGUUGUACGAUCUGUUAGACAAACGUGAUCACAGGGUUGUCUAUUAUGACACCGAUAGCGUGAUUUACGUCAGUCGAAAGGGUGAAUGGGAGCCGGAGAUUGAUGACUUUCUUGGAGAGUUGAUCAAUGAGUUGGAGGCUGAUAAUCAUAUCGUUACAUUCGUGUCAGGAGGUCCCAAGAAUUACGAUUACAAAUUAGCCAAACCAGACAAGAGUGGCAACUUGUCUCACUGUAAAGUCAGAGGCAUUACUUUGAACUAUAGGAAUCAUUUCCUCGUUAAUUUUGAUGUCAUGUCUCAAAUGGUACGCAAAGAAGGUCCAAGUAAAGUGCAAGUGAAAGAUCCCUACAAAAUAACGAGGAAUAAGAAAACUGUGCAUAUUGAGACCAAAGAGGAAAAGAAAUUUUAUCAGAUGGUUUACACCAAGCGUGUACCGAUAGAUAAUUACGACACCGUGCCUUACGGCUUUUAAUUUCCACUCUUGACCUAGUAUACAGUGGGGCUCUCGAUCAAAACGGUUUGUUUAAAAGUGUAUGUACAUGUGUGGACAAUAUUGUACAUGUACCUAACAGGCUGUUGCUUUGUUGCGCCAAUUAACGUUAACACGAAGCAGCGUAAUUAAUUCUUUUACCAAUGCUCAUCGACAACCUCAAACUGAUUUUAUUUUAUAUAUCACAAAGUUGUUUCCAUUUUUUGCACGUAUGAUUAAUGAUUCGUAUUAUUACAGCAUAUAAUUUUAAAGUGCACUAUGCUAGAAUAACGGAACAACUACACAAUGGAAACUGCGAUGUCAAACGUUUGUACCUUAUGUAAUAAACGGAGAAACGAAUUUAACAGCGAUUGUCCUGUAAACAAAUAUUUUUUUUAAUUUUGUUUUUAUUUUACUUUCUUAUUUUUACAUGCCAGGGAAUUUAAAAAUUCGCUGGGGAUUACCAACAAAUGUUUUACAAAUGCAAUGAUUGGCUAAAUAUGAAAAAGUUCUACCCACCUAUAUGCUUAUUUCUUAACGUUUUGACUAUUAAUCCCCAAAAAAGUGAAAGCAAUGUUUGAGUAGUUUUACCGUGUCCACAUGAUUGGAUCUGGCCAAUCGUGUUCCAAAUUUUGUAUCUAAAACGGUGAAAAAUUUGUGGAUCAAGUACAAGAGACCGCAUGUGUAUUAUAAAAAGCGGGAAUUGAUUUGAUACCUUUCUUAUUCAACCAUUGCUACACAAUCUGUUAUUUUAAAAGAAGAGCUUGUUUGUAAUUUGGCCGCUCUCUUUUGAUAAUGAUUUAAUAAGUGUCGUUGUGUACAUGUAAUGUGAUUUUUUGUGAUUCAGCGUCAACUAGUACAUUUUGCUUUAACACUAUUUAU
This is a messenger RNA of Acanthaster planci (crown-of-thorns starfish), 4203 nucleotides long. RefSeq lists its product as uncharacterized. Lineage: Eukaryota; Metazoa; Echinodermata; Asteroidea; Valvatida; Acanthasteridae. The record is from RefSeq and is a predicted model, not a curated record.